AGAAGAUCAAAAAGCAGCGUAAACAACGUUGUUGCACGUGCGGCAUUUAAUUAAUAUUAUUUGGACCAUGUCGACUCGUAUGGAACUACUUAGUGAACAAGGAUUGCGUCUGGAUGGCCGCCGACCGCACGAGCUGCGCCAUAUCAAGUGCAAACUAGGUGUAUUUGAGCAGCCUGAUGGCAGCGCCUACAUGGAACAAGGAAAUACAAAAGUUCUGGCAGCCGUGUACGGACCGCAUCAAGCCAAGGGGAAAAAAACAGAAGGCAACGAUCUGGUUAUAAAUUGUCAAUACAGUCAGGCCACGUUUUCUACUUCGGAACGUAAAAAUCGGCCGCGUGGUGAUCGGAAAUCACAGGAGUUUAAAAUGUACUUACAGCAGGCGCUAAGCGCAGCUAUCAAAUCCGAGUUGUAUCCACGCUCUCAGAUCGACAUAUACGUGGAAGUUCUGCAGGCGGACGGUGCUAACUAUGCUGUUUCCCUAAACGCUGCCACUCUGGCUCUCAUCGAUGCGGGCAUAUGUUUAAACGAAUUUGUUGUUGCCUGCACGGCAUCCCUAAGCAAUGCCAACAUUCCGCUCACUGACAUCUCACACAUCGAAGAGGUCUCCGGUGGUCCCAAGCUAACCAUAGCAGCAUUACCUACUGCCGAAAAGAUUGCAUUUAUGGAGAUGAGCGAACGCUUUCAUAUUGACCAAUUAGAGACGGUCAUAGAGACCGCGAUGGCCGGUUGUCGCGAGAUUCGAGACAUUCUGGAGUCGGCAGUUAAGGAGCAUCUUAUUCACAUUGGCAGCGCAGCCGAUUGGGCGCGCGUCUGUUAAAAUAAAGCAAUUUU
Messenger RNA from Drosophila navojoa, 831 nucleotides. It is a transcript of the gene Ski6, whose product is annotated as exosome complex component Ski6. Gene Ontology annotation, cellular component: nucleolus; cytoplasmic exosome (RNase complex); nuclear exosome (RNase complex). Gene Ontology annotation, molecular function: RNA binding. Lineage: Eukaryota; Metazoa; Arthropoda; Insecta; Diptera; Drosophilidae. Gene Ontology annotation, biological process: nuclear mRNA surveillance; U4 snRNA 3'-end processing; poly(A)-dependent snoRNA 3'-end processing. The record is from RefSeq and is a predicted model, not a curated record.